This is a messenger RNA of Closterium sp. Yama58-4, 7938 nucleotides long. Lineage: Eukaryota; Viridiplantae; Streptophyta; Zygnematophyceae; Desmidiales; Closteriaceae. The record is from the annotation of a GenBank genome assembly.
AUGGCGGAAGGGCGAUGCUCCCAGGAAGCCGACAGCGGCGGCGGAGCGGCUACGCACAGGCGGAACGAUCUUAACUCCGCGCAACCCGCGCAGCUUCUGAACGCGCGAGAGCUGGGCUGCAUGCGCGGAGCAGGCACAAUGCUCCAGGCGCAGGUCCCUAAUGCCAAUCUUAAAGGGCAGUCACCAGGCGCAGCGGCCCUUCCCGCCGCGGUCGUCGCUACCGCGCCGUUCGAAACGUCUCACGCGCCUCUUCAGCCGCCGAUUGCCGAGGCGCCGCAAACUCAUUCAGGGGGAACCAGCUCCGUCCCCGCCGCGCCCGUCGCGGGCUCCACGUGGCAGCGGCUGGACGCAGUGUACCGCGUCGGCCGGCAGCUAGGUUCGGGGCGGUUCGGCGUGGUCCGGGAGGUCGAGAACCGCGCGACGGGCGAGCGGCUCGCCUGCAAGAGCAUCUCGAAAACCCGAAUCGCGGACCCGGAGGAAUGGGACGAGGUUCGGCAGGAAAUCGCGGCGAUGCAACGUCUCGCGGGGCACCCGAACGUGGUGCAGCUGCGCGGCGUGUUGGAGGACGAGCGCGCCGUGCACGUGCUGAUGGAACUAUGCGAGGGCGGCGAGCUGUUCGACCACCUGCAGCGCAGCCGCCGGCUGUCGGAGCGCGAGGCGGCGUUCGCGUUCCGCGACCUCGUGCUCGCCGUCGCGUUCUGCCACUCGCAGGGCGUGCUGCACCGCGACUUGAAGCCGGAGAAUAUCCUGCUCGACACGUCGCCCGCCGCCGCCGCCGCCGCCGCCGCGACCGCCGCGACCGCCGGCGGCAGUGGCAGCGGCAGCGGCACCGCGCGUGGUGGUGGUGGUGGUGGUGCGGGGUUUCCAGGAGGAAAUGGGUUCGUUUCCAGCCCUGCACUUGCCACCGCGCCUGGUUCGGCGGCUGCUGGCGGGAUUGGCAGUUCGGCGCCAGGUUCGGCGACUGGUUCGGUUGGUGGACCGCCGGGUCACGCGCACGCGCCAUCCCCGUGCGCUGACACAAGGCGCGCGGAAGGGCAGAUGGCGCAAGGGCAACUGGCGCAAGGGCAGAUGGCGCAAGGGCAGAUGGCGCAAGGGCAGCUGGCGCACGUGGAGAGGGAUGCGCGAGUUCCGUCUGUCCCCCCUCGCUCCCCAUCCCCCCUCCCGUCCUCCCCCCCUCUCCCUUCGGGGUGCCAAUCCCCUCUCGCGCUUCCGCUACCCGCGCUUCCGCCGUCCGCGUCCCCCGCUACCAUCACUCUCAAUACAUUCUCGCCGCUGCCGCCCAUGGAGGAGCUCACUCUGCCGCCCGCCGCCGCGCCUGCCGCCGCCGCGUCCGCCGCCAACGCGGCCUUGCAAGGCGGCGGCGGGGCCUUCUCUUGCUCCAUCGCUGCUGCCUCCACUGGCGGCGCUGGCGGCGCGGGUGGCGCUGGUGUCGUUUCCGGGACGGGUGGUGGCGGUGCUGCUGCUGCUGCUGUUGCGGAGGCUGCUGCAUGCGCGGUCGUGGUGCAGACGCCUAAGAGCUUUGACGAGCGUGCGAAUGAGGUGGCGAGGAGCGUGCUGCCGUCGCCCAUCAAGGCAGACGACGCUGCUGCUGCCAGUCCUACUGCUGCGGCGCCGAGUGCUGCUGCUGCUGCUGCUGCUGCUACUGCUAUGGUCACCAGCCCGUGUGGAAAGGAGGCGUGUGUUGGAGUAGCAGCGGGAGUGGAAAUAGGGUCGGCGAUGGAGGUGGACGGGAGUGGGAAUGGUGCGGAUGCGGGUGGGGAUGGAGGUAGCAGCGCGGUGGUGCCAUCAGCAACGCGGUCGCUGAAUGUGGCGCAGGGAGCAGCGCUGCCGUCGCCCAUUAGAUCGCUGGCCGCACAGCAGCAGCAGCAGCAGCAGCAGCAGCAGCAAGCGCAGAUGCUGCCGUCGCCGAUAAAACCGAUGGAUUUGUCCAUGCUGUCACCUUUGAAGCCCUUCAGUCCCACCACUGCUGCUGCUGCUAGUUCUGCUCCUCCUGGUGGUGUCGAUACCAAAGGUGGUUCGUCUGGUGCUGGUGCUGGCGUUGCUGGCGACGGUGUGAGCAGCGGCAGAAAGCUGUCGAGGCUGUUUGUGGCACGAGCCAUCUUCGCUCCCUCUGCUCCCCCUGCUCCCACUGCCCCUCCUGCUCCCCCUGCUCCCCCUGCGCACGCCUCGUCCGCACCCUCUCCUGCCUCAAUCCGCUCUGCUGCUCCCUCUUGCCCUCCUUUCCUCGCGCCUCCUCCUGCUGCCGCUUCCGCCCCCGCCUCCGUCUCUGCCCCCGCCUCUGCCCCCGCCUCCGUCUCUGCCCCCGCCUCUGCCCCCGCCUCUGCCCCCGCCUCUGCCCCCGCCUCUGCCUCCGCGUCUGCUUCUGCCGUUAACGCUGCCCCUGCUUCUGCAUCGCCCUUUCCACUUGCGCCCACCCCCACGUCCCACCCGCCUGCCUCCCCCUCUGCUCUGCCUCAUCCUGCCCCCGUCCCGCAUUCCCCUGGUCCUCACUCACAGCCCUCUCACACCUUCCCCGCCCCCCAGUCCUCUUUCCCCCAAGCCGCCUGCCAACAAGCGCAUCCCCCCCACUCAGCGGUUUUCACCCCCCCUUCUUCCCCCUCCCCUGCUGUCCGGGUCAAGCUAGCCGAUUUUGGCCUCUCAGUGCGGCUCAAGGCAGGGCAGAGCGUGGUGGGGCCGGCAGGGUCGCCGAUUUACAUGGCUCCUGAGGUUAUCUCGGGGUCGUAUGGCUUCCCUGCGGACGUGUGGUCGCUGGGGGUCAUUCUGUACUCGUUAUUGGCAGGCUACCCGCUGUUCUGGGGCCCGAAUACGGAUGCUAUCUUUGCGUCGGUCCGGGCUGUGUCGACAGAGGCCAAGUCGCUGGUGCGCUGCCUGCUCAACCCGUGCCCUGGGCGUCGCCCCACCGUGGACCGCAUUCUCACGCACCCCUGGCUGCUCUACCACACGCAGGGGGGGCGCAUUGUCAGACGCCUCGUCCGGCCCGGCACGCCUGUGGGCUCGCGCACUCCUGGUGGUGUUAGUGUUGGUGCUGCUGGUGGUGCUGCUGGUGGUGGUGCUGCUGGUGGUUCGUUGUCGCUUCCUGCGUCGCCAGUCACUGUGUCCCUCGCGGCUCCUGCGCCUGUCGGUGCAGCGGCAGCAGCAGCAACAUCUGGUGUGGUUGCUGCUGCUACGUGUGUGACGGGCGCCCACUCACCUGCUCCUCCUCCUCAUCCUUCCCACCUGCCAGGCUCCCCCGGGCCUUCUCCCAGGGUCGCUCUAUUCCAGCAGGCAGGUGCGAGAGAUGCAGGGGAUUCUGCCCAUGCUGCAGUGGCGCAUGGUGGGAGUCAGCAAGGGGUGAGCCACCAGCAGCAUGUUGGGAAUAAUCCGGGCAUCAUGGGAGCUCUAAUAUCCAGACUCUGGUUCCUCAUGUUUCCGGCGAAGGAGUAUAAGAUUGUUGUCGUGGGAUUGGACAACGCUGGUAAGACGACGACGCUGUACAAGCUACAUCUGGGCGAAGUCGUGGUGACACAACCUACGGUCGGGAGUAACGUGGAGGAACUCGUUUAUAAAAACAUUCGAUUCGAGGUAUGGGAUCUAGGUGGGCAAGAGCGACUACGACCAUCUUGGGCCACUUAUUACAGAGGAACACACGCAGUGGUGAUGGUAGUUGACUCUACAGACCGAGGCCGCAUCGGCGUGACCAAGGAUGAGCUGUUUCGCUUGCUGGGACACGAAGAUCUAGCUCACGCAGUCAUUCUCGUCUUUGCCAACAAGCAGGACCUGAAGGAGGCCAUGACUCCAGCAGAAAUAAGUGAAGCUCUGGCUCUUCAUCUCAUCAAGAACCACGACUGGCAUAUUCAGGCAUGCUGUGCACUAACAGGGGAGGGCCUGUUUGAAGGGCUUGGGUGGAUUGCACAACAUGUAACGGCCAUGUCGCACCCUUUCACACCUGGGAGGCCUAACAAGGCCCGAGCGACCGUCCCGCCAAAAUCCACUCCCACGGACCGCCUCAAGGCUGCUCGUCAGCGCUCGCUUCUACGCAGCGAAAUGGGCGUGCUGCGCUCCCGACAGAAGCGAAAUGCGUCUCGCCCGUUCGCUCCCCCUGGCAGCGCGCUAGCCCCCUCUUCCGCCGGCGCGUCCGGAUCGUCCGCCAUGAAGCGAUGGCUGCAGCAGGAGCGCGAUAGCAGCGGCAGGCGCACGCUGAUCGCGAGGAGCUUAGGCGAAGACGCGGGCAGCACGAUGGGCGACGACGCCGUAUGCUUGGCUGACGUGGACAUGGUUGACGGGGGGGAGGUCGAAAGAGGUGCGGGAGGUGCGGCGGAGGAGGGUAGCGGGGAGGGGCUUAACGAAGGCGCGAGGAAGCGACGACGACUGGACGGGCAGCAGGAAGGAAACUCGGAGGGCAGCAACAGAAGAGACAGCAUUCUCGCGCACCCGGCGGUGGCGUCGCGGCGGCGGCUGCUGACGCGCGACCUGGAGUGCCAGUUCGCGUCGCGCGGGCCGUCGGGGCGGUACAGCGAGCUGCCGACGUACUUCCGGUCCAUGGAGGGCGGCGAGCGCCGCCAGCUCGCGAUUCCCCUCUCGCGCAUGCUGCAGCAGCAGCGCCAGCUCGCGCUGCUCCGCGCGCGGGACGCGCAGGGGCGCGGCGAGGACGCGGGAUGGCCGCUCGGAUCGUUAUCACUGGUGUUGGCAGGUGGCGGCGGGGGAGGGGGAACAGGCGCGGGGGGAGGCGGGGGGCGGAUGGGAUCGGGGCGGAAAGGGCAGGGACGGGGAGGGCGGAGGAGCAAGGGCGAGCGGGAACAGACCUUUCCGUCCUUGCAAAAGAAUCAAGCACAGGCAGCAGCAGGAGAAGCACCAGCAGCAGGGCAGGAGAGCGGAGGCAUGUGGUAUGGCGGCACGGGGCGGGCGGUGGGGCUGGGCACAGCAGCGGAGGAGGCUCGUAUGUUCGCCCCGGUGCCAGUGACAGCAGACGAGGUGGUGUGCAACGCGCCUGGGUGCCCGUGGGGUGUGCCGGUGCUGGCACAGACGUGGCUGAAAUGCGAGAGGCACUGGGACCAGGUGCACAGUGGCGGGGAGAAUGGCAUGGGCGCGGUGCGGACGAAGCGAGAGGUGCUGGCGGAGAAAAUGGUGGAGACUCGCGAGGAGUGGGAGUGGGCCACGCGGGAGAGCAGAGACCACGUGCGGCUGCUGACGGGCAUACAGCAGGUGGCGUCGGAGCAAGUGGCGCUACUGGGCUGCAUGGACUCCCGAGCAGCCUCCGCGCUCAUAGGCCUCUUGGACCCAUGCCAGCUCAGACAAAUAGCUUAUAUCGCCAGCCAGAGCGCGCAUAUCCUCAUCAGCCAUCGUGUGUCCGCUUCUCGCUCUGCUCGAAUUCUUCCCCUGCUCUGGCCUAGUGCUUAUUUUCUGGGACACACAACGGAAACCCCACCUCGACCUCCGUCCCUCACUCUUACCUCAGAGGUCUUGCCUCACCUCCGGUUUCCUCGCUCACCUACACAUUCACACCUCGCCAUGGCAGCUGCUAGGAUAACCCGCGCGAUAGUGCCGCCGUGGGCUCUGUCACCCGCGGCGCCCCGCCAGCGCACAUUCACAGCGAGCACCGCCAACCCCGAUUCACGCGUUGCAGCCAGCGAUUCCGCCUUCCUCACGGGCCGCCUAGGGAUCUCCGCGCGACGGCUAGAACCGCGCGGAUCAGUCUCAGCGCACAAGCACGCGUCGCGGCCGAUCGGCGUCACCGGCUCCCCGGGCUUCGCGGUGCCCGGGGGCGCGCGAACCGGGAAAUGCCGCGCGUCGGUGGUGGUGUCGGCGGCGUUCGCGAAAAAGGUGAAGGUCGGCGCGGGCCGGCUCAAAUGGUCUCCGAUGCGGCGAGACGGCGAGAACGUGCAACCUAAGAGCGUGUCGCAAAAGCGGUGGGAGGUGCUUAUGUCGGAGCUGCUUGCAGCGGGGAAGCGGCGGAGGGUGGGCGCGGCGGCGGACGGCCGCCUGGUGGCGGAGAUCAUGGCGGAUGCGCGCAAGGCGGGGUGGAUGCAGCGCACGGAUGUGGUGGGGGCGCUGGUGCGCCUGCAUCAGCUGCGCAUGUGGCACGCGGUCGUUGAGCUCUUCGAUUGGCUGCAGGCCCCCGAGCAGCGCGCGUCGGGGUGGUGGCGCAUGUCGGAGCGCGACUACGCCAUGCUCAUCACCGCCGCCGCGCGCUGCCACCAACUCCCGCGCGCGGAGCAGGCGCUGCGGGACCUGAUGAACGAGCCCGCGGAGGCGGAAGGGGCCGCGGAAGCGGGCGCGGGGAAGAGCGGGGCGGCGGAAGGGAAGGGCGCGGGGAGGCGCAUGGAGCCUAAUACGGUGGUGAUGACGGGGAUGGUGGAGGCAUACGCGCGCAACGGGCAGCUAGAGCAGGCGGAAGCUGUGGUGCGGCGCAUGGAAAGCAAGGGCCCCGCGCCCUCCGCGCUCACGUACCAGUGCCUGCUCAAGGGCUACGCCGCGGCGGGGCGGGUGGAGGACGUGGAGCGCAUAUUUGAGGAGCUGCUGCAGCGCAGCGGACAGGGGCACGUGGAUGGGCAGGCGGAGGAGGGGGGUAUAGGAGAGAACGAGGGCGCGAGGGAGGAAACAGCAGCAGCGCCAGCAGCAGCGCCAGCAGCAGCAGCAGCAGCGGAGGCGGGGGCGGGGGUGGAGGCGGGGGAAGUGGUGAGGGUGGACGAGCGCAUGUUCAACGUGGUGAUAGACUGCUACGCGCGCGCGCGGCGAGCAGAGGACGCGUCGCGCGCGUACCGGCGCAUGAAGGCGCUGGGCGUGGCGCCCUCGCCCGCCACGUUCAACACGCUCAUGGCCAUGUUCGCACGCGAGGCGCGCAGCCGUGAAGCAGAGGCUGUGCUCAAACAGAUGCAAGCGGCGGGAAUGCGGCCGGAUGUGGUGACGUACACGGCGCUGAUGAGCGCGUAUGGGCGUGCGGGCCGGGCGGAGGAGGCGCAGGCCGUGUUCCGCGACAUGGUCAUGUGCCGCAUCCGCCCCACGGCCAUAUCGUACACGGCGCUGAUAGAUGCUUACGGGCGCGCAGGCGACGUGGACAAUGCGGAGUUCCUAUUCAAGGAGAUGAAACGCAACCGCAACUUGCCAUCAGAGGCAACGUUCAACGCGCUGCUGGCGGCGCACGCCCGAGCGGGCAGCAUGGAGCGAGCAGAGCAGCUGCUGCGCCAGAUGUGGUGGGACGCACAGGACCGCGGCGAGGCUCCCCUCCCAGGCGCACCACCAGCAGCAGCAGCAGCAGCAGGAGGAGGAGGAGGAGGAGGAGGAGGAGGAGGAGGAGGAGGAGGAGGAGGAGGAGGAGGAGGAGGAGGAGGAGGAGGAGGAGCAGGAGGAAGAAGCGUGCAGGAAGGGCAAGGGGACACGCUACUCGGGAAGGAGUGGUCUGGGGCGGGGGGGGAGUGGGGAGAGGCCGGGGCGGGUGCGGGGGCGGCUACGGGGGCAGCAGCGCGGGGGAAGGCCGGGGGGCGGUGGGGGGUGGAGUUUGGCGACGGGGGGAGGGUGAGUCCGAGCGCGAGCACGUUCAACAUAGUCAUGAACGGGUACCGGCGCGAGGGGGACCUGAGCAAGGUGGUGAGCACGUUUGAGAGGAUGCUAGAAGCAGGGAUAGACCCGACGGUCGUGUCGUACUCGGUACUUAUUUCCGCUCAUGGGGACUGCGGGGAUUUCGACGGUGCGGUUGCUGCGUUCAAGGAGAUGGUGGAAGAGGCGGGUUUGCGGCCGGAUAAGGGCGUCAGGACCGCGCUGCUGCACGCGUGCGAGGUGGGAGAGGGGGAGGAGGAUGGGGAUGGGGAGGGGGGGGAGGAUGAGGGUGGAGAAGAGGGGUGGGAGGGUGUGGUGAGGGCGAGGAAGGAGGAGGUGCAGCGGCUGCUGGCGCCGUAUUUCGCGGCGGAGAGCUGGGGGGAGGAGGAGGGAUUGGAGGCAGAGGAGGAUGAGUGGAUGGCUUAG